Molecule: messenger RNA, 1426 nt
Organism: Varanus komodoensis (Komodo dragon)
Lineage: Eukaryota; Metazoa; Chordata; Lepidosauria; Squamata; Varanidae
Gene: PARP11
Product: poly(ADP-ribose) polymerase family member 11
Exons: 8
Coding region: 338-1327 (329 amino acids)
Molecular function (GO): NAD+ poly-ADP-ribosyltransferase activity
Source: RefSeq, a predicted model, not a curated record
UGUAUAUAGUUGAGCAUUCGAAAACUAAAGGGAAUAAGAAUCUUAUUUUCCACACGAAAUAAAGAAAGUCUUUUUUUACACAAUCCUAGGAACUCCUGGAUUAAUUCACCAGUCACUUUUUACACAAGAGCGGAGGACAGAACUGCGUCAAAAUUAGGCGAAAAAUGCUUUUUAAUCUAACAUUUUGAACCAUAGUGAGAUUCCAUUUCUAUGAGUCUGAACAGGUCAGUGGGCGGUUCUAAGGGUGCAGGCUAGUCAACACUCCCUUUCCGCUGAAGGCAAGCGAAGGAGGGUAGGAAAGGGGCUUACAGCAAUUCAUUCCGCCGGUGGUGAGGAAAUGUUGCAAGGAGCUGAUGAACUCUUUCAAAAUGUGGCAGAUCAUCUUGAAGAAAUGGAUACAUCAGAUACCCAGUGGGGAUGGUUUUACUUGGCUGAAUGUGGCAAAUGGCAUAUGUUUGAGACUGAUUCUAAUACCUGGUGUUCACUUAGCAGUGAAGACAUUGAAAAGAGGUUCAAAAUGAAUCCACAAGGCUCCAUUUCUUUUACAACUGCAAAAUUUAACUACAUAUUAGACUUUUCAAGGAUGAAGCAAACCAAUCAAACAACUGGAAAAGAGCGUCCCAUAAAGCGAGCUCCAUUUUCUAUCAGUGCCUUCAGUUACAUCUGUGAAAAUCAGUCUAUCCCUAUGCCCUCUCACUGGGAAAAUGUAAAUUCAGAAGAACCAUACCAGCUUGUUCCUUUGCAAAAACAUACAAAUGAAUAUAAUGAGGUUGCUAACCACUUUGGGAGAACAAUGGAUAGUAAUCAAAUUAAACGAAUUCAAAGAAUUCAGAACCUAGAUUUGUGGGAAUUUUUUUGCAGGAAAAAGGCUCAGUUAAAGAAAAAAAGAGGUGUCUCCUUUAUUAAUGAACACAUGUUGUUUCAUGGAACCAGCAGUGAAUUUGUUGAAGCUAUCUGCAUUCAUAACUUUGACUGGAGAAUCAAUGGCAUGCACGCUGCUGUAUACGGAAAAGGAACAUAUUUUGCUAGGGAUGCUUCAUACUCCAGCCGCUUCUGCAAAGAUGAUUUAAAGUGUGGCAACACAUUUCACAUCCAUGGCAUUGAUCUACAACUUCACGCAUUUAAGAAGCAUAAAGUCAUGUUUCUUGCUCGUGUAUUGACUGGAGACUAUAUUAAUGGUGACUCCAAAUAUGUGAGGCCACCUUCAAAAGAUGGGAGCUUUGUAAAUUUGUAUGACAGCUGUGUGGACAACACUUGGAACCCAAAGAUUUUUGUUAUCUUUGAUGCCAACCAAAUCUAUCCAGAAUAUUUAAUAGAAUUCAGCUGAGACUUAGAGAUGGCUGAAUUGUAUGAUGGUGUUUUUAUUUUUUGUGUGGUUUUGUUAAACUUACUAAGAAGUAAAUAUAUAGCAGCAACUCCGAGUGGA